AUGCCAUUUGCAUGGGGUCAAAGAGUAUAUCCAGGUAGAAAAUUUGCGCAGGUGGAACUUGUUCUUGUUGCCGUGUUGGCUGCAUUGUUCAAAGAAUGGGAAGUUGAGGUUGUACCGAAGGAAAGAGAGAUGGAAGAACAGGCGAGGAUAAGAGCCUGGAAGAGUAGUUUGGUGGUAGAUCAUGAAAUACAUAUGUUGCAUGAAGUGGUUGAUCCGGAAAGUGUGGGAUUGAGAUGGGUGAAGUGGUGA
Messenger RNA from Sclerotinia sclerotiorum 1980 UF-70, 249 nucleotides. RefSeq lists its product with no specific name. The transcript has a single exon. Bases 1 to 249 code for a protein of 82 amino acids. Lineage: Eukaryota; Fungi; Ascomycota; Leotiomycetes; Helotiales; Sclerotiniaceae. Gene Ontology annotation, molecular function: heme binding; oxidoreductase activity, acting on paired donors, with incorporation or reduction of molecular oxygen; iron ion binding. The record is from RefSeq and is a predicted model, not a curated record.